AUGCCUGCUCUUGUCUUGUUCAAUCGGAGAUGGCACGUGAACGGGGACGCUGUAUUUAUACCAGGUUUAAUCGAAAUAUUUUUCAGAUUCAUAUGGUUGAUUGCCAUUGCUGCUGUGUUCAACAACCAAAAGGAUAAAUUAAACUACAAUGAAUGUCACCUGAUACUGUCUGCUUUUAAAAAUCAAUAUUUAACCACCUCACUUUUUUCUUUUCCUCUUCUUCUUCUUCUUCUUCUUUCCUCUUCUUCUUCUUCUUUCCUCUUCUUCUUCUUCUUCUUCUUUCCUCUUCUUCUUCUUCUUCUUCUUUCCUCUUCUUCUUCUUCUUCUUCUUUCCUCUUCUUCUUCUUUUCUCCCUCCUAUUCUUCUUCUUUUCUCCUCCUAUUCCUUCUUUUCUCCCUCCUAUUCUUCUUCUUUUCUCCCUCCUCCUCCUCUUCUUCUUUUCUCCCUCCUCCUCCUCUUCUUCUUUUCUCCCUCCUCCUCCUCUUCUUCUUUUCUCCCUCCUCCUCUUCUUCUUCUUUUCUCCCUCUUUCCUCUUCUUCUUCUUUUUCUCCUUUUUUUUUCCUCCUCUUCUUCUUCUCCUCUUUUCUUCUCCUCUUCUUCUUUUCCUCUUCUUCUUUCUUUUCUCCUUUUCUUCUCCUUCUUCUUUUCUUUUCUCCUUCUUCUUUUUUUUUUCUCCUUCUUCUUCCUCCUUCUUCUUUUCUUUUCUCCCUUCUUUUUCUUCUUCUUUUCUCCCUUCUUCUUCUUCUUCUUUUCUCCCUUCUUCUUCUUCUUCUUCUUUUCUCCCUUCUUCUUCUUCUUUUCUCCCUUCUUCUUCUUCUUUUUUCUUCUUCUUUUCUCCCUUCUUCUUCUUCUUCUUCUUCUUUUCUCCCUUCUUCUUCUUCUUUUUUCUUCUUUUUCCAUAUAUAG
Molecule: messenger RNA, 906 nt
Organism: Acanthosepion pharaonis
Lineage: Eukaryota; Metazoa; Mollusca; Cephalopoda; Sepiida; Sepiidae
Source: the annotation of a GenBank genome assembly